Drosophila subobscura is the source of this 507-nucleotide messenger RNA. RefSeq lists its product as uncharacterized. The record is from RefSeq and is a predicted model, not a curated record. Lineage: Eukaryota; Metazoa; Arthropoda; Insecta; Diptera; Drosophilidae. The coding region runs from base 1 to 507 and encodes 168 amino acids. The transcript has 4 exons.
AUGCCAGGGAUGUUCCUCCUUUGGAGCCAUGUACUGCCAGAGAGCCAUAUUACUUCCAAGUUCGAGUUCACAAACAUAAAAUGCAGCUCAUUGGAUGAGGAUUACAGUGGAGUUGAUUAUUGCUAUUUGAAGUCGGCGAAUCGGAGCUACAAAUAUUUAUCCAUUAAAUUUAACUUGCGCAAAAAAACUAUUUCGAAAAUCACGCGGUUUAAUGGGUAUAAGCCAUUUCUGUACAACACGACCGUGGAUGUCUGUCAAUUCCUGAAAAAUCCCAAAUCGAAACCCAUUUUUAACUACUUUUAUGGUUUCUUCGUCACACAAUCGAAUCUGAACCACUCUUGCCCAUUCGAUCACGAUCUGUUGGUGGACAGGCUUACUGGCGACUUUGUAAAUCACCAAUUAACUAAAAAAUUGGCCUUUCCGGGGGAUGACUAUCUGAUGGAAACCAAUUGGAUGACUUAUGGCGUUAGCCGAGCUCUGGUGCAAAUCUAUGGCACACUUUCGUGA